GGGGACCAGGUAGGGCUACGGGUGGUGCCAUUAGGACCCCAAUUGUCCUAGCCACACCCGGAACUCGUACAGAGACGGAAUCAAGUGUAGAUGGAUUGGAACUCCAGACAACUACAUAACUGAUCGAAGCCAGACGAAUACGACUUACCCAGAAACGAGUAGACGAUGGCAUCGCGACCAUUAAAGAUCAAGACUGGAGUCGUUGAACGAUUGAUCAAGGAAGAAGAUUCGUACAAGAAGGAGUACGAUAACCAACUCAAACGGAUUGAAAAAGUCAAGCAAGAAACCCCGGAUGACGACUGGAACAUUCGCAAACAAAAAGAGGUUCUGGAUGAAACGAUCAAAAUGAUCCCCGAUGUGAAGCAAAGGCUAUCAAAGGCGAUUGAAGAACUAGCCGAUUUAGUGAGCGCACAUGAGACCGACUUGGCAGGUACAGAAGAACUAUCGAAAGCUCAACAGGUCUUAACACUUGCUGCCUCUCGAAGGGCCGAAUCCGAUGCAGCCGCCACCUAAUCACGACCUGAUCAUAAAUGUACUAUUCCCACAUCUUUAGCUCAUUCUGUAAUUACCCCAAUCUCAUAUCAAUCAAUGAUCACACUCGAUCUGUUUUACCGUCGUUCGAUCGUCAUGUAUUCCCCGGAAAUUGC
Messenger RNA from Puccinia graminis f. sp. tritici CRL 75-36-700-3, 647 nucleotides. Its product is annotated as tubulin binding cofactor A. Gene Ontology annotation, cellular component: cytosol; microtubule cytoskeleton. Lineage: Eukaryota; Fungi; Basidiomycota; Pucciniomycetes; Pucciniales; Pucciniaceae. The transcript is spliced from 4 exons. The record is from RefSeq and is a predicted model, not a curated record. Gene Ontology annotation, biological process: tubulin complex assembly; post-chaperonin tubulin folding pathway. Gene Ontology annotation, molecular function: beta-tubulin binding. The coding region runs from base 166 to 513 and encodes 115 amino acids.